AUGGCGGCUUUGCAGGAAAGAAAACUGCAAGAAGGUCUUCGGUUGUUAAAAGAGGCCGAAAAAUUGUGAGUGAUCCCUUUUUUAUUGAAAGGAUAUGAUAAACAGGGUGAAUCUGUUAUUUCUGUGAUUUAAGCUUUCACCUUGUUUUCGCUCCCCUAAAAUAUUGAAUUGUCGGAAAUGCAUCGGUCCAAGUAUUCAUGAUUGAGAUGGAUGGAUUUUAGACAAGGAGACGAAAAAUAUUUUUUCUUACUCAAUUUAUAGUCAGUCUAAUUUAAAAAUAACUAAUUAAAUUAUACCAGAAACCGAGAAAGUCAAUUUCAAUACCAUCAGUUUAAAAAUUACAAUUAAUAAGAUAUACGCGAUCCUCGCAGCUAUGAACAUUACUGAACUAGUUGUUGAAAUGAGACCUCAGGCCCGUACGGGAUUUGAACAUAUGACCUGUGCGAUACCGGUGCAGUGCUCUACCAACUGAGCUAACAAGCCAACUGGGAGCUGGUCAUAAUGUUGGAUCCAAAUAAACCUUCCAAGUGGUGAAUAAUGACAGGAAAUAUAUGAAAAUCAUAUAUGUGCACUGCAGUGAAGAAAUGAGAUAUAAGCGAUCCUUGCAGCUAUGAACACUUCUGAAUUAGUAGUUGAAAUGAGACCUGAAAAAAAAAAAAAAUAUAUAUAUAUAUAUUAUUUAUAUUUCCAGUCAUUAUUCACCACUUGGAAGGUUUAUUUGGAUCCAACAUUAUGACCAGCUCCCAGUUGGCUUGUUAGCUCAGUUGGUAGAGCACUGCACCGGUAUCGCAGAUGUCAUGGGUUCAAAUCCCAUACAGACCUGAAUUUUUUCAGGUCUCAUUUCAACUAUUAGUUCAGUAAUGUUCAAAGCUGCAAGGAUUGCUUAUAUCUCAUUUCUUCACCGUAGUGCACAUAUAUGAUUUUCAUAUAUUUCUAGCCAUUAAUUAUAAUUAAGUUGGCAAAUUGUUCAGUAAGACUUCGAUCAUCUUUGCAAAGAGACCGUGGUGCCAACAGGCAAGUAAAACACUUGGUGCAUUUGGGAAGCUGCAUUUUCACCAUUCUGUUUUGCAUGGUAAUUGUGGUAGUAGAGACUCUUCAACACUCAAGGACCUUUGAUAUAUUGUCAAAUUAGCAAUAAAAUCUCCUAUCCCUACUCUAAGAUCUGUAAUGGGACAGACAGAAAGAUCUUGUCAACCUAAAAUUUCAUAUCUGGAAUAUGUUGUAGUGAAAAGACCAGUUGGUUAAAAUGGAAACCUGACUGGGACAGUGCAGCAGAUAAAUACAUGAAAGCUGGUGAGUACUUUCCUCUUUUGUAGGUAAACAAGAUGAUUUUUUUAUCUUAGAAUGACAAGGCAGUCUUUCGUCUAAGAGGAGUUACAGUCUUUUACAUCAACAGUAUUGAAGGGUUGAACGACAUGUACCAUUCCUUGCUUUUACCUAGCAAAACUACUGGCAAAGGUCUUGAAGACAGUUGAUUGAAGAACCAGGUGGAAUGAUUCCUUGCUUAUCCUAUUUGUUGUUAAAUGAAGCAAGUUCCUAGAGAUAAAAAAUACAACAUUUCUUUAUUUCAAGGCAUAGUAUUUAAAAAAUGGCAAGGAGUAAAAUUUGCCCAGUAUAUUGAAAUAUAUCAGUUGUCUCAAGGCUUUUGUCAUUAAAAGUUGUUAAUCAAUGAAUUAGUUAGUUUAAUCUUAUUCAUGAUUCAAUUUAUUUUUGAUCUUGCCCUAUCUUGAGUAUUUCUGAUGCUACCAAAUAAUAUUUUCCAGGUUAGUUAUGUUGAUAUAUGAUAAUUGAAUAGAUCCCUGUUGUUGUGCAAUGGUUAAACAUAUUUAUAACAGUGCAGAUUCUUUAGGAGUUUACAUAGUAUAUAUGCACCUUAUUCAAUGAUUUAAGACAUAAUGUAUGUUGAUAAUGUGUGAGUUAGGCAGUAUUUUUUCCAAGCCCCUUGGUAAGAGGAAAAGUACAAGCAGUGAGCAAUGAAAAUGUCUACUUGUAUUACAUGUAAAACCAUGGAAUAAGGGGUUUAUUAUUCCUAUAUUAUCUCAUUUUCUAGUCUUUUGGCUUCUAUUUUUCAAACUUCAUAUGGUCUCAUCUGACCAUUGUACUGAUCACAUAAGGUGUGCGUGAAAGAAGAAAACAACACACAAGAAACCAUGUAUAAAAUAAGUGUUGUUGAUGACCCAAAAAAUACUUAUGGGCUAUAGAGUUUGUUGCUAAAAAAAUCACAUCUAAAAUAGGGAAAAGAAAUCAAUUAUUGCAUGCUUAGUUUCUGUCCAUUUUUCUUUCCCCUGUUCUACAGUGUAUUACCCUGGAACAUUUUGCACAUUCCAUUGCCCUUAUAUGGUAAAAUAACAUAAUAGUAGAAUAAUGAGAUUGAUGGAUUUACUAUUUUAUUUGUGGAAGUUUCUCUUCUGGUAGAAUGUUGAAAUAUGACCUAAGUCAUGAGUCAUCAGAUUACAGUGUGUGUCUGUGAAAGAUACUUAUUUACUCCUUAGAAAGAAAGUGUAUGGUGAAGAGAUAAAUGAAAAGUUGGUAGCAUGCUAAACACUAGUUUCUCAGGAUUUUUUUUAUUAAGCUCAAGCAUUAUUACUCUGUUGUUUGUCUCUUAUGUUUAUAUUUACUCUGUUGUAGCCAAUGUGAAGAAACCAGGACACUACAGAGUGUGUUCUGGUCUCAUAUUAAAUACAUUAUUUUGACCUUUCUGGUAAAAUGAGAUCAUGUUGAAGUAAUAAACUCCCAAAAUUUAUGAGCAACACAUUUCCCUGCAUCCCUUCCACUUUGUUAUAAAUUUUUAGCAAUCUUUGCAUUUCUUUAUCAGGUAUGUGCAAGAUUGAAACCACUGACAAAAAUUUCUUUGAUUUGACAGAGUUUGAUGCUUGCUAAUUUGAUUUAAUAUUUUGUGUUCUUAUAGGAACAUGUUUCAAAACUGCCAAAUCUUAUGACAGAGCUGCUGAUGCAUUCAAGAAAGCUGCUGAUGCCCACUCUAAUUCCAAUGCGUAUCCUUUACUAUCAGAGCCAAUCCAUCGACUCACACUUUAUCUCCUUCACCUUUAAGUAAAUUCUCCCUGUGACUCAUUUUCAAGCAGGCAUGUUCAGAGAAUUGAGAAAUUAAUCAACUAGAGGGUAUAGCAGUGAUAAAACAUUGAAUUACAGGGGAGAAACAUCUGUUGCAUUUUAAUGUCAAGAAUAGUGUUCAAGAAUUGUUGUGCUCUUGUGAAUUUAUGUUGAUUUAAAAAGAAUUUUUGCAUCUGUUCACAGUUGUCCAUUUUUGAAGAUAGUUUGAAGCAAGUAUGUUAUGACUCUGAAGCAAAUUUAGGAUGGGGGGGGGGAUAAAAGAAUUUAUUUGAAGUCAAAUAAGCAUUUCCAGAUCUCAGAUUUCCACAAAGUUGGCUUCACAGUGAGGAUACAUGCUGUUAUUUAACCUUUAAUCUCUGAGAGAGACUAGCAUCUAAUUUCUCCUUUCAAUAUCACCCUUAAUCAAACAUGAGAAUAAAGGAAAUGAUAAUCAACUGAAGAUCCUCUUGAUUGUUAAACAAAUUCUCCUGGCCAGCACAUGAUUAGAAAAUGUAUAGACAACAGUAUGGAGAAUAUGCAUGUUGAUGUUAGGGUGUAAAGAGUUAAGCUUUCAGGGAUUUCUAGACUGAUAUAUCUGACAAACUGCAUCCUCCCUGAUAAGACAUACCUAAAGGUAUCCAAUAAUUCUGAAUACAGCUGUAAUCAUGUAAGAAACAUUUAUUGUUACAGUUGCUGUAACUAUUAAGAGGUAACCAGAGCUAGAUAUACAAAUUUCACAUUAAAAUCCUCAAGUUACAUGAAUUGUAUCCUUUUUAAACUGGUCUAUGAUAGAUGCAGUAUUUCUGUUUUUCUUAACAUGUGUCUCAUAUUUUAGCUUGUUCCAUGCAGCAAAGUAAGUGGAUGCAGAUUGGUAGCAAUCAUUUAACCUUUAACUGUCAAGAUUUGAUUUUUAAUCUCCCCUCCAGCUGCAAGAUAUGUCCUAUAGGCUUGUAAAUUACUUACAAGAGUUUGGUUUUAGAUCUAGGUAAUAACUUCGACCUGAUGAUUUGGGGUUAUUCUCCACUUGUUUGGGGGAUAAUGAAUGGAUAUUUUAGGGAGAAGUUACAUGUAGAUGUUAAUCACUUCUGGGAGUUAAAGGCUGAAGCAAACAUAGUGGAAGGAUUUUCAGGAGCCUGAAUUUUGCAACUGUUUAGAUGUACAGAUGUUUGACUGUGCCUGUUGUUGAAUCCUUUGCAUCCUCACAUCAAUGUGCAUAUUCUCUGUACUGCCCUCUACACAUUUCUUAAGGUGAUGACAAGGAGAAUUUGGUGAAAAAUCAAGAGCUUAAUAUUUAGUUUCUGAUCAUUUCCUUUAUUCUUAUGCCUUUGAUUUGUGAUUUGAUAUUAUAAGGAGAAAGUAAUUGCUAUAGUCACUCAUAGGGGUUAAAGAGUUAGGCAAAGCUACCCAACUCAAAAGUUUUGUUUGCUUUUCAUUUGGGAAAGUUAUUCCACACAUCUAAGAUUCAGAGUUGCUCUCACAGUAAUACUGGUAAUUUAUUUUGUUGAAAAAAAUAUACAAGCAAGCUUUUUAUGCUUUUAAACAUAUACUCUUAAAGCUAGCCUGGUUUCAUGAGUGCAGCUGAUUUGGGGGUACUUAGCACCAGUGAAUAUUUGGUAAAUUCUACAGAGAUGUUAUAAGAUAUCCUUGCUCCUCUUUGCUCUCUCUUGCCCAUAGAGAGUUCUCCACAGCCAAAUUGAUUGAAUUCUUUAAAACGCUUUAUCCUAAUUAUUUAAAGGAACUGACUGGUAUUUUUCUUUAUUCUACUUAAUAGGGCUUUAGAACAAGCUGCUUCAGUACUAAAGGAAAUGAAAAAUGUAACAGAGGCUGUUUCUUUGGUGGAAAGAGCAGUGUAAAUACUUUUCUGUUUCCUUUAUUAUGUCUGUUAAGAAUAUGUAAGAGUUUGUAAUAGAAUUAUCAAGGCAAGGACAAGAACUUUAAAUAAUUAAGAGCAAUUUAAACUUAUUAAUGAGAAUUAAUUUUGUUUGCUUACGAUGCAGCAUGAACGUUUUGUGGGAGUUGUAUUUUGCCAAUUGCUCAUUUUCUCUGCUUUGGUAGAACAUUGAAUGGUUAAUAGAUGAAAACCCUUAAAAAAUAUUCUCUCUCCAUUUAAUGGUUGCUGCUCAAGCAUGGUCACUCAUGGGAGUGAAAGGGUUCAACAGAGACAAAUAUAUCUUUUACCAAUAGUUGAGUAACAGCACACUCUUAUAUUAGACAUUUAAUUGAAUGCCAUUAAAUCUUUGAGGUACAUCAGCAUGUAAUACAUUAAUGCCCAGAAUGAUGGACACCACAAAAAAAAAAUGAAACACAACCCCAACCCCAACCCCAACCCAGAUUUUUAAAAAAUUGUAUUGAAGAUAAUAAUGUUUUUGAGGCAUUUAAUUUUUGCCAGUUUUUUCCUCUUUGAAAGGAUCUCUUUACUGAUUAAGGACAAUUAGUAAAAAAAUUUGGUGCUACAUGUAUGUUUGCUCUGUAAGCUGUUCAGUGAAGUGAUUUUAAACUCACAGUGAAUGGUCCCUACACCAUUCUCCUGCACAUACACAGUGGCUUUUGUCACCUUUUAGUGACUCUCAAAGGCCAGUUUGUAUUGUCUUCCACCAGUAUUUAAUGAUCAUUUAAGGCAGAACCUCUCAAAUAAAACUAAGAAUGAUUUUUCAAGUAACAUUUAAUCCAUGUUUCUCUCUGUAAAUCAAUGUUAGUAGUAUUUUUGAGGGAGUACAUUAAGUGGUCAAUUUUUGGCAACAAAAUGGCAUUUUGUUUGUCAUAUUUAUGUCACUCCUAUUCUGAAGAACUUGUAUUAAGCAGUCACCCUGCCAUUCCCCGUGGGUUACUGCUUAAUACAAGUUUGCUUGUGUUUCAUCUUUUUCCAUAGUUCCUAACACAUUACAGUACUAAUAACUGAUAACUUAUAUUGUAAGGCAGUGAGAUGUACAGACAAAGUGGUAACCCAGAUACAGGGGCUUUUGCCCUCAUCAGAGGAGCCAAGUGAGUCAACCUUUAAAUUUCAGGUAAAAGUUUUCCAUCAAGGUUGAUUAUAGAUUUCUUUUAAAAUCAAAGAAAGGAGACAAAGGAAAGUGUCAAUCAACCCAUGGAAAAAACAUUUUAUCUGAGAUUAAAAUUUACCUACAGUGCAUUACUUGAACAUUGCUUAGUGAUGUAGCCUCAAUACAUUUAUUUAUUUGAACCGUUAUGUGAUAUGUGUUUGUUCUAUGGCAGAUGUUGUCAACUAGAAUCAGACCUGGUAAAAAGUUAAAAUUAUAGACAUCUACAAUAGUUUUUCGGACCUAUAAAAUAUGGAAAAUAAAAAUUAUUCUGGGAGAAAUGGAAAGAAGGCAGGGAAGAGAUUUUUUCCAUGCAAGAUAUUUUUAUUGUACAGUAGAGAGGUACUUGGUUACUCUGAGAAAUGAUUGCUGGUUGGUAAAAUUCCUUUUCAAUAUUUGUGAUUCAAAAUUUUUUAAGUAUAUAAGGUGCCUUCAUCUUAUUCUUUUAACUGACAAGUCCUGUUUUUAAACAUAGUCUUAUUCAGAGAAAAUUGGAAUGGUUUGAAGAAUUCAUACACAAAGUACACGUGGCUUCUUGUGGCUCAUUUAUAUCACCUGGCUAAAUUUUAUUUUGCUGUUUUUAGGAUGUGCGAUAACAGUGAUCCAGCAAAGGCAGCUGAGUUAUACAUCUCAGCCAGUGAAAUGAAUGUUGUAUGUACACCAUACUACAUUUGAUACUAGCAUGCAAAUGCAACAUCUCCAAUCUGACUCUUUUUUACAACUGCUGUUCAGUUUAUCACAAUUAGCCAAAAAUGUAAGCUAGAAGAGUGGUAAUAGACUCAUUUUGAAAUGUGCCUGAAAUGAUAUAAACAUUAUCCAAUGUGAGAGAAGAAAAGUACAUGCAAAUGAUCCAUUGUUGAAGACAGAGUACCAGACACACAUUUACAUCUGUUCUUCUAGUCAUCUGUUAUGAUGAGUCACUACUCUCUCCAACAGUCCUUCUCAGGACCACUCAGACUACAGGAUCAAAUUUUACCUUUUGGUUUAACCAUUUAUUGUAUCCAAGACAUUUUCUUAUUUUAUGUAUGUUGUGUCUUUAUAUCACAGUCUGAAGACAAAGUUAGGGAGGCCAUUGAACCUUUGUCAAAGGCUAUCAACCUUCUUUUAAAACUAAGAAGGUAAUUUUAACUUUUGCACCUAUAGAAGCAUCUUUACCAGCCUUUCAAGAGACUAAACUUCAGUUAUUUACUUCUACAAUUUCAAUUGGUGAUGGAGAAAUACCAGGAUUUAGCAGGGAACUCAAUACAAAGGGGUUCACGACAGAUUGAGGCUUGUUUGUUCUACUUUUGACUAAUUUUUCUGAUUUUUUUUCUUUUGAUACAAUGAUGGUACUGCAUGUUAAUUAUAGUUUUAUCACUUUGUAGGCUGAGAAUGUAAAUUGACAGCAUGGUGUAGGUGUGCAGUAGAUGUGAAGUCAAGACAAAUCUCACUUUUUUCAUUUAGUACUUUCAAGCACUUUUCACUCUGACUUCUCGGUAUUUUGUAGAUUUCCAGAGGCUCUGAAGGUUAUGAGACAACAGAUAAAACUAUAUGAGCAAGUGGAGAACUUUCAAAUGAUGUUCAAGGUAUUCUUUUUUUUCAUUAUAAAUGGGUGUUUAUUUUUUAAUUUUAAAUGUUAUGAACAACCUAGUUCACUCUUAACACCCUUGACACUUCAACCCUUUCACCUCUGAGACUUAAUUGUCAAUUCUCUGCACUGUUUGCCAACAACUCUUAGAUUUUAGACUUAGUGUGGGAGUGUGGGAGUGACUUUUUUACUGUCUUAGGAAUCAGACUACUGUCUUAGGAAUCAGACUACUGUCUUAGGAAUCAAACUAUGCCUGUUUUAUCCUCUUUUUUUCAUUUAUUUUGUGUGUUUGGUGAAACUUUAUCAAGACACAAAAUCUUCUUAACCAUCUGGACAUUCAGGCACCCAUUUCUUUCUAUGCUUCUUGUGUGAGCUGCUUAUUAUUCAUCUCGUGCAUUUUACGUCACGCACAAUUAAUCAAAUUACACCAACCUGUUAUGAUGUAAUCUUUGGCAGCUGUCAUGUUUUUGAUGUAGCACUCAUUUGUUUGUAAAAUGUUCCCAGGUUGUUCUCAGCAUGGUUGUUGUUCAUCUUCAUGAGAGUGACUAUGUAGCUGCAGAUAACUGUUACAAAGAAUCUUUUGAGUAAGUUUGAAAAUUUCCUCUUAGCAUUAGUUUGCUAAGUGAUUUCUUGGAUGAUUUUUUGGCCAAAACAUUACAGUGACAUAUGAGACAUAAUACAUCCAGGGGGUAUGUAUGACUGACUAAUAACCUACUGAAAAGUAACCAAGAUCCAUGAAAAUGAAAUUAUUCCAUGUCCAAGGUUACAAGAUGCUAUCCUAUCCACCUUAUUUUGUCAUAACACCUGAGAUAGUUCAAGAUAUCUUCUAAAGGUCUCUUUAACCCUUUCACUCCCGGAUCUCCUUAAAGUCUUCCAUACAAUUCUUAUGAUGUUAGUUUGGAGAAUUUGGUCAACUUAUUCUGGUAAUCCCCUUACUGACAUUUUUCUUUUUUCUUAUAACUUAUCUGCUCAAUAUUGUAUUAAUAAUGUAAGGGUUAAUGGCUGUUUCUGUUGUUGUGUUUGUUGUUAUUGGUGUUCUAUUGAAUCAUCCAAAAAAACCAAAAUUGACUUGUUACACCUAAGCAUUAAAUUUUGUUGCACUUCCUAUGUGAUUUUAAUGAAAAUUCAAUACAAUUGGAGGAAUGAUAUCGAUAAUUCAGUUAAUACUGAACUGAUUACUAAUAUUCAAAGACCAGCAGUGAAAUUCAAGGCUGAAGGCAAUGAGUCAUAAAACAGACUUUCUCCUAUCUUCAGAAUUCCAGGGUUUGGCAGUUCAGAGGAAGCAGUUGCAGCUGAAAAAGUUUUGAACUGUUUUGAUCAAGGUGAUGCUGAUGGAAUGAAAAGUUGUACAUCACAAGCUCUCUUUACAUACUUAGACAAUGAGGUGAGUUGAAAAUGGCAUUUGAAAAUGUUGAGAGAAAACAGUUCCUUCUUGUCAAAAUAAUUAUGGUUGGCAAAUGCAGGUAGUCCAAGCAGUGGGCUACUUUGAACUAUUCUCCUAAAUAGACACCUCCCUGUUAUUAUUAUGAUUAUUCUUACUGAUAUUAACUUCAUUAUUCAAUCAUAUUUACUGGGCUUAGGACAAACACCUGGUUAUUACCCUAACCCUAACCCUAACCCUAACCCUAAGCAAAUUUAUUUCGUUGUUGAGAUCAUGCCACUGAGCUGACUAGGUAAGCUAUUUACUGGUAACUAUGUCCUUAGUGACAAUAUGAAAUGCUUACAAUAUUGUUAAGUAAUUGUUAUCAUUAUUAUUGUUUAAUUGCUCUGAAUAAAUCAGACCCUGCACAAACUGGGAGACUCCAACAAAAACUGCAUAAGUUGUUUUUUUCACUUCAAUUUUUCCUAUAUUUCCUAAUUAGUCACAUGAACUGAAACUGGUAGCAUCUUCAUCAUUGUCUAUUCCUUUUUCAACAAUAUAAGCUUAUGCACUUACUAUAAGACAAAACAGGAGUACAUUUUAAGUAGACAUAGCACAGUGGUGAAGUUCUUGGGUUUGCUGGACCCUUUAUCCUUGGGCUUAUCCCAGUUUCAUGGGGAUGAGACAACUAUGAAUAUUGCUACCCCUUUUGGGUUGGGGUGCUUAGCUCAUCAAAUUUCCAUUAAUGUCUCUUGGUUCCCAUUUGAUAUACAAGGAUGUAGAGAACAUUCUUAAAGUUCAGUGUUGUGCUUAGAAAAACAACACAAUGAUCCACGGCUUGGACCUGAACAUGCAAUGGCGUUCAGUGUGCUAUUCACAAAACAAACAUUCUCCAACACAUGUAGUUACAAUUUCAAGGCAAAACAUUUCUCACCCUAUAGAUUGCCAAGCUGUCUCGAAGUCUUCGUGUUCCAGGUGACACAGGAGCAAAAGGAUUCACAGAAAAAAGACUUGUUACAAAUUCAAAUGAUGACCAUUUAAAAACUGACCCACAGCUGUCUGCAAACCCAGAAUUAAACUACACAGGUCAAAAAGAGGCAAGCAAUGAACAGGCCAUAAAAGAUGAGCUAGAGGAGGGUGGGCUCUGUUAGGGUUGUGGAGGAAAUAGCCAGAGGAGGUGGGGAACAAUUUCCAAUCAAUAUUUUUGCUCUGGAAAUUAGGAUGUGAAGAUUCCUUGGAAAAAUUACUUGUGUUGAAGCCAAAAGAAACUGUGAGAAUACACUCUUCAAACAAACUUGGUAUCAGGUGCCAAACUCGUAAACACUCUCAGCCUUACUAGCAUAAAUUUUCUUCAUCAUGGAGAUUUCAAACUCAACCAAUUUUUUUUUUUUUUUUUUUUUUUUUUUGGAAAUUGGUAAGGUAGAAAUAAAUUCAGGGCCAACAUAAAUAGUCAGUGAAACUAAGUGCAGGAAAUUUAAAAAAAUAUGUUACCUAUUAAUUUAUAUAGAAAAUGUUGGAAACCUAGAAAUGUGGGUUGCAUGCUGUUGUUUAGGGAACCUAAAACAGACCAAGAACAAUUUGGGAAAAUUCUGCUGGAAAUCAAUUAAUUUUUUUUUAAGGUUCAAAUAAUGCAAACUUUAUCAAUUUCUGAAACCUUUUAUUACCUUAUGUCUUUUAUGACUUUUUUUUUUGUCUAUAAUGAAAAUGUUGGCAAACAAACAAUUUAUAGUGCUAAACUACCAUUAAUUCAAAGCUCUGGCAACUUAAACAAAGUGAUACAUAUAACAUAGAAUUAAACUAUGCACUGCGCACCACUUACCAAGAAAAACUGGGAAAAUGAUCAUGCUUUUCUCUAAUUGGUCCAUUACAACAAUAACUGUGGAGGAAAACACUAGCUGUAUGCUUUUGUAACUAUUUUAGAAAUCAGUAAUUUUCGUUGACUUUUAAAAGCUUUUACUUCAACAAAGUGCAGUGCAGAAUUCCUGUACUGCACUCUGUUACUUAUUUACAUGUAUGGACUCAUUAGUGACCAAUCAAGAGUUUUAUAAUAAACUGAAGAGUUAUUAUAUACUCAAGGUACCAGUUUAGCUGCAUAAUGCAUCCAAAUAAAAUGGCU
Messenger RNA from Pocillopora meandrina, 11132 nucleotides. NCBI's taxonomy places the organism in Eukaryota, Metazoa, Cnidaria, Anthozoa, Scleractinia, Pocilloporidae. The record is from the annotation of a GenBank genome assembly.